AUGUUUGCGAUCCGGGCUCGUCGCAAGGUAGCAACAGAAAAGGACUUUUUGGAGGCAAUCAAUAAGGUGAUUAAAGGGUAUGCGAAGUUCAGUGCAACACCGAGAUAUCUUACCCACAACUAA
Messenger RNA from Ostertagia ostertagi, 123 nucleotides. The record is from the annotation of a GenBank genome assembly. Lineage: Eukaryota; Metazoa; Nematoda; Chromadorea; Rhabditida; Trichostrongylidae.